Molecule: messenger RNA, 2510 nt
Organism: Drosophila ficusphila
Lineage: Eukaryota; Metazoa; Arthropoda; Insecta; Diptera; Drosophilidae
Product: pre-rRNA-processing protein esf1
Exons: 1
Coding region: 85-2409 (774 amino acids)
Biological process (GO): rRNA processing
Cellular component (GO): nucleus
Molecular function (GO): RNA binding
Source: RefSeq, a predicted model, not a curated record
UUUUUGCUAACCAAGCUAUCGGUUUCCGAUCAGCCGCACGUGUUUACAUUUUACUUUGGCUGCUGGUUGCAAUUUGCAAGAAAAAUGGCCAAGUCAAAGGACAAGUCCGAAAGGCUGGUCAAGAGGGCAUCCAAGGGGGAGGCCACCAGCUCGAACCAGCCCACCAAGGCAACGGCAACCGGCGGCACUGACCCCAACAGCGGUAUCUGGCGUGAUGCACGUUUCCAGCACCUUAUGGCCGAUCCUCGGUUUCGAGGUGUUCCCAAGGUGCAGCGCAAGGUUAAAAUCGACAAGCGCUUUCAGGGCAUGUUUACCGAUGACAAGUUUAAGGUGAAGUACACUGUGGACAAAUACGGUCGCCCGGUAAACAAGAGCAAUGCUGAGGACCUGAGGAAGUUCUAUGAGCUGGACGAGAACGAGAGCGAUAGCGACGAGGAAAAGGAGAAAGAGUCCAAAAAAGACUCGGACUCGGAGGCAGAAGUGGAGCAGCAGGAGCGGCGAGCUGAGGAGUUAGCCAUUGCCAAUUUGAAAGACCAGGAAGAAGAUCUGGGUAACGAUGCCCUGGACAGCGAUGAUUCUGAGGUGCCGGAGAAUCUGCGCGAGCGCCUAACCAACCCGGACAUAGACUACGCUCGUGGGGAAGGCCGCUUGCUCACCGACUCCUCCUCCGAUGAGGACAGCGAGGACGAAGACGGCGUCGAAGACCCCGAAUUGAAAAUUGACCACGUGUGGGGCGAGCUGGACAACGAUGCCGAGAGCACCGAGGACAGCACCCGCCGGCUGGCUGUUUGCAACAUGGACUGGGACCGCAUCAGAGCAGAGGACCUGAUGGUUAUGUUGAGCUCCUUUCUGCCGCCCGGAGGCAGCAUCCUUAGUGUGAAGAUCUAUCCCUCGGAGUUCGGAAAGGCGCGUAUGGCCGAGGAGGAGGUGCACGGCCCCAAGGAGCUGGUGGAGCGCAAGGAGCCGACGGAGGACGACUCGGAGGAGGAGCUUGUGCGCCAGGAGGACAGCGAUGCUGAGGAGGGCGAGGACUACCACAUGGAAAAGUUGCGUCAGUACCAGCUUAACCGCUUGCGAUACUACUACGCCGUUGUUGAGUGCGACAGCAUCGCCACAGCCGACAAGGUAUACCAGGAGUGCGAUGGCAUCGAGUACGAAAGCUCCGCCACCCGCGUCGACCUGCGCUUCAUCCCUGACGACACCUCAUUCGAAGAGGACACGCCCUCUGACGAAUGCCACGAACUUCCGGACGUUAGCAGCUAUAAGCCACGCCAGUUCACUACCACGGCAUUGCAGCAGGCCAAGGUGGACCUCACCUGGGACGAGACGGCGCUGGAGCGACGCGAGUUGGGCGAUAAGUUGUCCAGUGGGCACGUCGACAAGCUCACGGACAAAGAGCUGCGUCAGAUAGUAGCCUACAGUAGUGAAGAGGAGGACUCCGAGGAAGAACCGGCGGCGAGGCAGUCAGCUCCUGAGGAGCUCUCCGAGCAGUCGCAGACAGAGAAGCCCAAAAAGCCCUCGAAGCAAGAGCGGAUUGCCGCCUAUAAAAACUUGUUGGCCGACAUUCUGCAGCAGGAAAAACAGGAAAAAGAGCAGAAGUACGAGAUGGAAAUGACUUGGAAUGUUGAACCCCAGCAAGAUGAAAAACAGCCAGCAAAAGAAACCCAGGCCAAUCUCACGCCCAUUGAAAAGGUGAUUCAGAAGCGUAGCGAGAAGAACAAGCAGCGCAAGGAGCAGCGACGCCAGCGUCUGAUCGAGGCCAAGGGAGGCGAUCCAGGCGAGGACAGUGAUGACUCGAUGGUGCCUGAUGGAGUCGAUUUAAACGACGCAUAUUUUGCCGAAGAGUUUGCCAACGGUGACUAUGCGCCAAUAAAGACAAAGCAGGACAAGAAGAAAAAUAAGAAGCGAGCAAAGGCCGAUUUAGAGGUGGACGCCGAGACGCAGCGGCAGGAGAAGGAGUUGGAACUUCUGCUGGAUAACGGUGAUGGCCCUGACGAGAAGCAUCACUUCAGUCUGACCAAGAUCCUCAAACAGGAGGAGCAGGAGGCGGGUGGUUCCAAGCGAAAGCGCCGCCAGCAGUUGAAAAAGUCAAAGAACAAGCCAAAAGGGUCCGAAAAGCCGGAUGACGACUUCCAGGUGGACCUAAACGAUACGCGCUUUAAGGCCGUCUACAAGUCGCACGAGUUCAACAUCGAUCCGACCCACUCGCACUACAAGGCCACCAAGGGCAUGCAGCAGAUUAUUGGCGAGAAACUGAAGCGCAGGAAGGAGCUGGUGGAGAGCGGCGCUGUCAACGAGGAUUCGGAUGCGGCGGCUCCCAAGCGGAGCAAGCAGCAACUAGAACAGAAUGCCCUAGUUAAAAGCCUCAAGCGCAAGAUCGAGCAGCAACACCGGGACCAGAAAACUUAACGAAAUAAUGUACGAUAGGUGGAGACCAAUAAAUUAAGAGUAAAGUUUAUGAAAAUUUACUAGUACUGUUUUAGAAAAUAAAGGCCGAUUUCUAUGUAUAA